This is a messenger RNA of Vicugna pacos (alpaca), 4688 nucleotides long. Lineage: Eukaryota; Metazoa; Chordata; Mammalia; Artiodactyla; Camelidae. The record is from RefSeq and is a predicted model, not a curated record.
UUUUUUCUGUUAGUUUUCUUUUGUCUUUUAGAGAACGAAAUGUCAUCAGUGGAAUCACUCCAGGAACAGUUGUCCCAGUCAGAUCCGUCUCCAUCACCAAACUCAUGUAGUUCCUUUGAGCUAAUAGACAUGGAUGCUGGCAGUUUGUACGAACCAGUUUCUCCUCAUUGGUUUUACUGUAAGAUAAUAGAUUCUAAGGAGACAUGGAUUCCUUUCAAUUCUGAGGAUUCACAGCAACUGGAAGAGGCAUAUAGCUCUGGAAAAGAUUGUAAUGGGAGAGUGGUCCCCACUGAUGGCGGCAGAUACGAUGUUCAUUUGGGGGAGAGGAUGCGGUACGCUGUGUACUGGGAUGAGCUAGCAUCAGAAGUGAGACGAUGUACCUGGUUUUACAAGGGAGACAAAGAUAAUAAGUAUGUUCCAUACUCGGAGAGCUUCAGCCAAGUAUUAGAGGAAACUUAUAUGCUUGCUGUAACUCUGGAUGAAUGGAAAAAGAAACUGGAGUCUCCCAACAGAGAAAUUAUUAUAUUACACAAUCCAAAGCUUAUGGUGCAUUACCAGCCAGUUGCAGGGUCUGAUGAGUGGGGUUCAACACCCACCGAGCAGGGUCGACCAAGAACAGUGAAGAGAGGGGUUGAGAACAUCUCUGUUGACAUUCAUUGCGGGGAACCUUUACAAAUAGAUCACUUGGUUUUUGUAGUCCACGGGAUUGGACCAGCUUGUGAUCUCCGCUUUCGAAGCAUUGUACAGUGUGUUAAUGAUUUUCGCAGUGUUUCUUUGAACCUGCUACAGACGCAUUUUAAGAAAGCCCAAGAGAAUCAGCAGAUUGGGAGGGUAGAAUUUCUCCCAGUCAACUGGCACAGUCCUUUGCAUUCCACUGGUGUGGACGUAGAUCUGCAGCGAAUAACCUUGCCCAGCAUCAACCGCCUCCGGCACUUCACCAAUGACACAAUCCUGGAUGUCUUCUUCUACAACAGCCCCACCUACUGUCAGACUAUUGUGGACACGGUUGCUUCUGAAAUGAACCGAAUAUAUAAACUUUUUCUGCAGAGGAAUCCUUAUUUCAAAGGAGGUGUAUCCAUUGCUGGUCACAGUUUAGGUUCGCUUAUAUUGUUUGAUAUCCUAACAAAUCAGAAGGAUUCUUUGGGGGACACUGACAGUAAAAAGGAUUCGCCGGAUAUUGUCAUGGAUCACGGAGACACACUGACAUUAGAGGAGGAUCUGAAGAAACUUCAACUCUCUGAAUUCUUCAGUAUCUUUGAGAAGGAGAAAGUAGACAAGGAAGCUCUGGCUUUAUGUACAGACAGAGAUCUUCAGGAAAUGGGAAUUCCCUUAGGACCAAGAAAGAAGAUACUAAACUACUUCAGGACCAGAAAAAAUUCAAUGGGUAUUAAUAGACUGACCCUGCAGUCAGCUUCAGGGGCGAACAUGUCUAACCUUUCCAAAGAGUCGGAGUUCUGCAGCGGUACUGCUGGAAAUGAUCAGCAUCUGGACGUUGGCAUCGGGCAGGUGUCUGUAAAAUACCCCCGACUCAUCUAUAAACCGGAAAUAUUCUUUGCCUUUGGAUCUCCCAUUGGAAUGUUCCUUACUGUCCGAGGACUAAAGAGAAUUGACCCCAACUAUAAAUUUCCAACAUGCAAAGGUUUCUUCAAUAUUUAUCACCCUUUUGACCCUGUGGCCUAUAGGAUUGAACCCAUGGUGGUCCCGGGAGUGGAGUUUGAGCCAAUGCUGAUCCCGCACCAUAAAGGCAGAAAGCGGAUGCACUUAGAACUGAGAGAGGGCCUGACCAGGAUGAGCAUGGACCUGAAGAACAACCUGCUUGGCUCGCUGCGGAUGGCCUGGAAGUCCUUCACCAGAACUCCUUACCCUGCCUUACAGGCUUCAGAAACUGCAGAAGAAACUGAAGCAGAACCUGAGUCAGGUUCAGAGAAGCCUAGUGAUGUUAGCACAGAGGAGAGCCCUGCGGCAGGGAAAGAAGACGCCCCCCCCAUUAAUGUGGGGAUGCUGAACGGAGGCCAGCGCAUUGACUACGUGCUCCAGGAGAAGCCCAUCGAAAGUUUUAAUGAGUAUUUAUUCGCUUUACAAAGCCAUCUGUGCUACUGGGAGUCUGAAGAUACAGUAUUGCUGGUCCUCAAAGAAAUCUACCAAACCCAGGGUAUCUUCCUUGAUCAGCCUUUACAGUAGAAAUGAACCACCCACGGCUGCUUGAUGUGAGUUUUCCAGUGUCGUGUACGCAGCAUGGUUCAUGCAUAUUAACACUUGAGAAGGAACUGUGGAACCUCCAGCCCUUUAUAAAUAUACUUUUUGUUGCCGUCACCGAGAUCUGUGUUACAAUUCCUUUUAGAGGGAGCCUGGUUAGAGUUCAGGGGGAGGAAGUACAAUGGCCCACUUAGAGACGGGUCAGUGGAUUUGUUUUGCUAGCGACUUGGUCCAGUGACCCUCAGAAUCUUAACUAGUUCUGAGCGUCUGAGUUAUCAUGGCAACAGUGACAGCUUUAAUAACAGCCCAUCGUGGGAUUUACACGCUCGGCCUUUUAGAUGCGUAACUAGAAAGUGCGUGUGUCAGACUCCGGCGUUCUCUCCGGUCGCCUUCCGGUGCUGACCCCUCUCCCCCUCUCUCCCCUAGACGGACUCUGAGGCGUCCUUCCCCAGAAAGCCCGCCUCUUCGCUGCUGCACUUCUCCUCUCCUCAGCCGCGCCAUUGCCUGCAUGUUACCUGCCACUUACCACUCCGGGGUCCCUGGAGGAGAACCUUCCUUCCCGGGAGGGUGUGGGCAAGCAAGGGGAGCCCCCGCCGCCUUCCCGCGCUGCUUCACACGGACUCUUGCCAUCCUUUCCUCGUAGCUGGGGGUGGUCUGCAUCUUUAAUUCUUUGAUGGUAUUUAGGCACCACACGUUACCGCUUAGUACUUGAGAUAGUAUAAAGUCUGUUUUGAGUUUGAUUUGGGUUGGGUAGAAAUUUUUUGGGAAAUUGCUGCUUAUCUUUAGAAAAUAUUCUUAUCUGGAAGCAGACUCUUAAGCUUCAGAAGACAUCUGGGGUCUGCUCGUCUCACGGGCGAUCUGUGCGUUUGAAGGCCGAGGCUGAGGGACCAUGGGAAGACAGGUGGGCAGUCUCUGAGCCAGCUUUUCUUUCCUCCAAGAACUGUAUGAAGAAAGACUAAAACUUGUAAAGAUUGUUUACUCUCUGCAGCUGACUGAUUGCUAGGAAUCCCGGAGGCUGUUCAUUGUUUUUAUAGCUGUUUGAGCUGCUUGCAGUGUCUAAAGUGGACAGUUCAGUUCACAUCAGGUGCAUCUUUACAAAGCAAAGAUAUCAUAUAUCCUAGGCCUGCUCUUUUAUAUCAUACUUCACACUGGGAGCCUCUAGCUGGAGUCUGACUUAGGUAUUAAGUUGAGGGUAAAGUUAUAAAAGCUGAUGAAAUUACACAGCCUGGACAGACCGCUUAGGUUUUGAAUAAAACCUUCUAGCGGAGCACUGAUGGUGAAGUAGUUUGUGCAAGUCACCUGCCGCGUCUGUCAGGGCGAAGGUAGCGCGGUGUCCCCUUUAAGAACGCCGCCGCAGUCACCCGCAGUCCCGCAUGCCUCCCGCACAGGCUCCCGGCACAGGCAGAGGCGGUGGAGCAGGUCGGUCUGGCUGCGUCCCUGGGGCUGGGAACGGCUGUUGCAGGGUCAGGUGAGGCGGGUGAGGGGAGACCGGCUUUUCCUGAGGCACCUGCUCACCGCUGUGGGGGGCUGUUUUGUCACUGGUCACAGCUUGCUGUUGCCUUUGCUGUUCUCUUUGUGAGCAUCCUUCCCAGUCCCCUCAGGUUCCCACAGGCCCCGUGUACACAGUGGCACAGGCAGGCGAGCUGUGUGUCUUGUAACUUUCUUAUGAAUGUAUUAUAAUGUCCAAAGCCCUGGCGUUUAACAUCCACGUAAGCCAUCCCUUCGACAGCGGUGGUCUUCAUCCCUUUCUGGAGAGACAAGGAAAGGGGGGGUUACUGGCCCCCUAGAGGUAAGGCUGGGGUGUAGGUCGGAGCCUGGCCCUUCCUGGGCCACCGGCGGCUGGACUGAUGCCGCCUCAGCCAGCGAGCAGUUUCAGACACGUGGGACACUUUAUUCCCUUACUAUAUAAACUGAGUUGGAAGGGUUACUGAAAAUUAAGGAGCAUCCAGUAUAUAUUAAAGGGGAAGCUUUCAUCAAAUUGUCUUCAAAUUUAAACUUACUCUUCAUAUUAACAGAGUAAGUACUAUUUAAGAGGGAACCAAAGGACAAGCAAGAGUGAGUUCCUGUAACCAAAGCUGAGCAGCACCCCCUGGAGGGCUGGAUGCACCAGUUUGUACGAAGUGUUUCUGUCCUGGGGGGAGGGGCAGGUGACUGUAAAAGAGCUUUACGUCUGUCCACCUGGGGUAGCGUCGUGGCUGCGUAUUACAGAGUAAGAAGCUUGGCUUAAAAUUCUCCCACUGUUGUUUGCACUACUUCAGCUGGGUCACGUGCGGAUUCUUGACCAAGCCUAUUCUUAAACUCCAGUAGUACCGUUUUCUACAUAUUCCCAGCUACAGAACUGGUGUUGCUUAUCACACACACGAGACUGUCUGCAUGGAAAGAGUAACCGCACUGAUUAGCUUUCUCAUAUUUUGCACUUUUUGAAAUGUUUAUGUGAUUAUAUUUAAAACUUUAGUAAAUCCUGAAAUAAACUAUAUUGACCAGUUUGCCUA